CAGUGCUGUAGUGAAACUGAUGUUGAUGUUGUUUAAUCUGUCAUGAUGAAAUGAAACUUGGAUGUCAUUUUUGUCCAAGUGGUUCUACGAAGCUCGCACUCUAUGCAUCAGGGAUUAGAUAUUAUUCAGUGCUAUUUUGUGGGUUUUGGUGAACAUGGCCUAGGAUGGACAUCCCUUCUGGCUUCUACUGUUUUUGUGAAAAAGCUCUUAGUUUGUGCUGCAGGCUCUCAGAGCUUCUGGUUUCAUACUGCCCUCAUGUGGACAAAAAAAAAAAAAAAAAAAGAUGGCCUUCUAGAGAAUUUGCAUGGACCUUUGAUCCUUUAAAGACUGAAAUGACCGGCAGCUGUGUCCCGUGAACAGGUUUGACCGGUUUAGUUUUUGUUUUGCUUUCAGUUUGUUUUGCGUGUUAAAAUCUAGUUUCCACUGACGAAGACACUUGACGGUCAAGCACAGGAUGAGCCAAUAAACUCUGCGUCUCACACCAGUCUGAAGUAUUUGACAAACCCGGCUGAAUGCUCUUGAUGAAAAGAUGGCAAAACCAAAAAAUAUCAAAAGCUGUAAAAAAUUGGAGCAACUUUUGAAUGAAUAUGCAGAACAAAUACAGGAGCUGUGUCGUCUUAACGACAUAUGCCCAAAAGGAAACAAAGGCCAGAAAAAGAGAAUAAAGGAUGCAGCAAAAGAACUCAGAGAGCUUAUGGAAACUGAAGAUCAGUCAUUUGAUGUCUCAUCUAUACUCAGUAAUAUAGAAUCAGCAACAGAAAUGAUAAAGAAAACAAUCGAAGAACUAGAAAGCGAUUCUGAUCCUGUCCAGCCGUGCAAUGUCAGAAGUAUGCCCCGAGUUCUAUGUGACACUAAAAAGAAAAUGAUUGCAUCUGGUGCAGUAAAGCAUGAUCAUACAAUUAUGAGAUUUAUGAAAGAUCUCAAAACAAACCAAAAACCAUUUCCCGCAAUCCAGAAACUAUUCCAGGAGGAGACGUCUUAUAAAUUAAGAAAUGCUUACAACAAAAUGGGAAUUGAUACAAAAGGUUGUGAGACAUGUGAAUUAGAGGAUGAUUCUGAAUGGGAAGUUGAAAAACCUUCAGAGGUCACAGCUGAUGCAAAUAUUAAGUACAGUGUCAGCUCCUCUGCAGGGCAGCAUGAAUGUUCAGAGACUGGCCUCCGCUGGCGGUCUGACAGUGAUGUCAGUUUGGAGUAUCGGAUCAUUGACUGGGAAUCAUUACAUGAAGAUAUCAUGAAGAACUAUAAACCAUGUGGACCUUUGAUGGACAUCACUGUAACCUCUGGCACUCUGGAGGAAAUUCAUCUACCUCACUUCAUCUGUGUAGAUUCUGUAUCUUCAUCAGAUGAUGCAGUGAAAGCUCUUCAUGUAAACGGCAGUGAAGCUUCAUUGGAGAGAUGUGAACUAACCAGAUUCCACGCCAAGCUUCUCAAUCCCACCUUCUCACUCUUAGGAGUUAUUGCACAUUUGCAUCAGUACUUCACCAUGAAAUUUCACUGUGAAACUUUGAUUUAUCGCAACAAAAUUGCUGCCCUUAACCUUCAUGUGUACCUGAUUUUACAGGAUGAAAAACUUAAGAAGGAUGUGAAGGAGAAGGAGAAACAUAAUAUGGAGAUUGUAAAACCAUCACCAGAUGAAGCCCUUAAAAUCGAUGACUGUUACACCCUGAAGACAUCUUGUGACUCCAAAAUCAAACCUCAGGUACUUGUAAAAAGUUUGCCUUUAAAGUUGCCCAAUGCUCCAAAGAUCGUGAGGCAGCACAAAGGUCCUGCAUUAGAACCAGUAAAGCAAAACAGCCCCAAGCUUGACCAAAGAGGCCACAGAGGUCCUCAGGUCCACCCAAAAGGCCACAGCACUGCUGACCUCCACCCAAAAGACCACAGGACUCCUGACCUCCAUCGAAGAGGCCACAGCAGUCCUGAGCUUUACCCAAGUGACGACAGCACUCCUGAGCUCUACCCAAGAGGCCACAGCAGUCCUGAGCUUUUCCCAAGUGACGACAGCACUCCUGAGCUCUACCCAAGAGGCCACAGCACUCCUGAGCUCUACCCAAACGCCAUAGCAGUACUGAACCCAACCCAAGAGGCCUCAACAGUCAUAAGCUCCAUUCAACUCAGCACUAUAGCACCAAGUUAUCUUCAAGCAGGAACACCAUCACUGAACGCUGUACAUCGAGGCACGUCAGCCCUGAGAUUCAUCCAUUAA
This is a messenger RNA of Cyprinus carpio (common carp), 2203 nucleotides long. RefSeq lists its product as uncharacterized. NCBI's taxonomy places the organism in Eukaryota, Metazoa, Chordata, Actinopteri, Cypriniformes, Cyprinidae. The coding region runs from base 530 to 2203 and encodes 557 amino acids. The transcript is spliced from 12 exons. The record is from RefSeq and is a predicted model, not a curated record.